AUGAAGAGUCAGAAAUUAAGGAAAUUGCUGCGCGCAGGUGCAGUGCUUCUUCUUUUUAUUCUGGGGUGCAGAGCAGGAUGGGAGAACCUUUUUAGAGAGGAGGCAGAGAAUGCAGGCGACUUGUACCUAUAUGGCACUGGAACUCCGAGUAUGAUGGAUUACAUAGGAUAUCCUUCUGAUAGUAUACCCGCUGGCUAUGAUCCAAUCGCGCCCGAAUACGUGCCAGAUGUGUACCCUCAGCUGGAUUGGCAGUACAUGGCAGAACCUAGCACGAGUAGCGCUGGGACUUUAGUGGGCAGGAGCAAUGAUGAUUCUGCGCCAUCUAGGGAUGAGAAUACAGCAGCAGAAGCAGCAGUUGGUCCGUACCUUUCUUCUAGCAAUUUACUUAUGGAUGACAGCAUAGAAUGGUACGGCGAAUACCACAGUGCAAUGGAUGUACCACCACAGCCGCAAGUCCAGCCUGCACAACAGGCAGCAGAGGCUGAAGUGCAUGCACCCUCUUCUGGCAUAGCAUAUGGCUAUGCAGGAGCGAGCUGCAGUGAAGUGAGCAUAACCCAAGAAAACAGCUCAUAUUUUGAUUUUUCUAUGCCAUAUGUGGAAAAUCCUAGAUGGAGCGUGCUAAAACCCAGCGAGACAAUUGACGAUAUGAUAAAGCAGUAUAUACUGCCUCUAGAAAGCAUAGAUGUGUCUGUUGAAGGCAUGGAUGCAUCUGUUGAAAGUGAGAGUGUCUUUGUGGACAGAAGAAAUGUUGAUACACCGCCCGUAAGAGAAAAAGAAACAGUAAAAAAAAUGAGUAUCUUGAGAAACCCUCCUGCUCUCUGGUCCACGCUAGAGAAUAGCCCGAGUAUAUCAAGGGAAACAGCCAACGCAUCUUUUCAUAUGGAAAUAGGCAAAACUGCAGGGAAAAAAAAAGAGUAUCCAAAUGAGAACUACCACGGAGCAUACAGGAAAACGUGCGAAGGUGUAACAAUCGAAAACCUGGACACCGAGAUGUGGAGCAGUGAAAGGCUAAGCAAUGUAAGAAGAUACAACUCAAAGAUAGACCACAAGAAUAUAUACAUUUACAACACCUUCAACAAGUUUGUAAACUGGGACAUAAAGUCUGAGCCCUACCAGCAGCAGCUCAGAAAGAACAUCGAAGACUUUUCUGCAAAAAUUGCGCUGAAAAUAGGAACAAAUGCGCUGUGGUACUUCAUUGCAUGCGUGUCGCCUGACAUAAACCAAAAGUACAAAGAUCUUUUGGCGAUAAGGGAAAUAUUCAGGAACAGCAGAGACUCUCUGUACAAGAACAUGAUAAAGGGCUUUAAAGGAUACUACCCCGGGGCAAUUGAAGAAAUAAUCGCGUAUGUGGAAAAGCACCAGCCGUUGAUGGCCGCUAGAGAAGGACACCUGAUAGGCGCACAGGAAAAGAUAGGAGACAUUUACAUGCGGGUGUGCUGUGGGAUGGAGCAGAGCAUGCUGGUAAAACAGAGCAACAUUACACAGAUCGAGAAGAAGUACUAUGUGCUCGCCUACGCUGUGCACAUGCUUAUAGCAUUGCCCGAGGUGUACCAAGACUUCUACAACAUCACCAGAGAAUUUAUAGAAGCAGCAUACGCCGCAGAGAGCAACAGUAUAGAGGCAGAGCGCAUAAAUGACUACAAAGUUCUCUUCGGAAUACACAAAAUAGUGCAGAGAUCUAAGGAAGAAAAGGGGUACAGCGAGAUAUACGGCAUUUUUUACUUAACUUUGGAGAGCAUAUACGGUAAAAAAGUGAUGGAAAAGCUAACAGCUAUUGACCUGUACAGAAAGAUGUACACCAUUCUCGGAAAGUUCUACGACAAAGUAGAGAUGGUUGACGCAAGGAAUGGGUAUGUGCUCGCAGGCAAGUGCAUAAUAGCGAACCAGAAGUACAUAAGGUGCGAAAUAGUGGUAAACACAGCGCCAAAAGAGAUGGACAAAAGAGUGCUGAGCACAAAGUAUUCACUGGAGGAGAACAGAUGGGGCGUUUCACCAGAUAUACAGAUACACUACCACGUGUACUAUGUAAACAACACAUUGGGCCAGGUAAGAAUGGUGUGCAUGCCUCUAUAUAUAGACAGCAAGGGGAGAAAGCACUGCUUGCACACCGUCAACGAGAUAGUAAAGUACAUAAAGACACUCUACAAAAUAGAGAGCCACUUAGACGUUGUGCACCCGUUUAAGACAAGAAAGGGAACUAGAAAGUGGUCGUACAUCAAAAAGAAAGAAAGAGACCAAACGCUUAAAGACCUGAUAUACUACGAGGUCGUAUUCUACCACAUCGAAGAAGCUCUAGGCACGGCCAAGUUUACAUUUGCAGAGUUUAAGACCUUGGCUCCACACGAAAAGGACAGCAUUAGUGUUCCGCUCUUCCUUACGCGCGUGAUGCGGACUGCAGUGGAGCUGGGCCCUUUUGUCAGGCUGGGAGAGGACGAGGAGAUAGACUCGAUAGAGUUUGAAGAAAAAGAGCCGUAUGUGUACGAGUACAUCUACGGAUACGCAGGCUUGGAGUACUCAGACGUGCACAAAUACUACAGCAACCUCUAUAUACCACUGGACAGAGAGAGAAGAAGAAGAGUAGACUGCUAUACGAUGGAGUGCAAGGCCUCCAAGCAGAUAGAAAGCGUUGUUAAGGUUGUGUGGUAUGCAAGAAUGCUGGGCAGUGUGGACGAGUACACACACUGCAUAAUAGACAAAAGUUUUAGGAGAGAAGAAAACGCAGAAAAACUCAGCUCCUUUAAUGCAACAGUAGAGUCAAGGGAGAAUAACAAAGACAGCAGGCUGCACGGCUUCUGGCUCGGCAAUGUUAGCGCAGAAAGCGAGAGAGAAAUAGACUCGAUGCAGAUGAUCUGCAACUGGCCCUUGAGCAGCUCAGAUGCGAAACACAUGGAAAAGAAGACUCUAGGCAUUAUCCUGUCCGAGCUUGAGAAAGCAAAAGAGAACUUUAAAAAGAUAGAAGAAAAGCAGAAGAAUAUCAUCCUGUUGUAUAGGAACAACUCUAUACCCGAGAUCCAAAAGCAAAAGAAGCUAGUGCACUGUGCAAAAAACAGAAUAAAAACACAGAUAAGAAAUCUGCACAAACAGGUGAUACAGAAACUUCUGUAUAGAAGGCCAGACAGCACGGCAGAGUUUAUGGUGUUCCGGAAUGUGAACGAAAGCAAGUCCAACCUAGGAGCACACAACGAGAUCCUUGACGUUUUGAUCUCGCGCUACAACUUUCAAAGGCAGUAUUCAAAAGAACAGAAAUGA
Messenger RNA from Nematocida minor, 3249 nucleotides. RefSeq lists its product as uncharacterized. NCBI's taxonomy places the organism in Eukaryota, Fungi, Microsporidia. The record is from RefSeq and is a predicted model, not a curated record. Bases 1 to 3249 code for a protein of 1082 amino acids. The transcript has a single exon.